AUGAUCACCAAGGCCUACAGAGUAGACCUAGGCCUUGGGAUCCCAGAGAAAAAGAAGGAGAAGGAGAAGGAGAAGGAAAAAGAGGAGGAGAAGAAGGUCAAAGGACCAGAGACUCAACAUUCAGUUUUGAAAGACAAUUAUUUCACUGAGGUUUUUCCAAGAAGAGCCACAUCCCCCUCAAAGAAUGUGGUCCAGGGGCAGGUCCCCAAGAUACCUGUAGUGAAGAAGAAGAAAAAGAAGGGCCACAGCACCCUCAUCUGUGAGGACCACCUAGAACCUGAGACCACGUUGCAGGCCAGGUGGUCAGAGAAGUCUCCCAGAUCCAGGCAGCAGGUUCUGGGUCCCUCCAAGUUCCUCCACAGGGAGAAGAAAAAGAAGAGGAAGGCCUUGUCGACUCUGGCUAUGGCCCCCAGCUUGGGGAGGGAGACCUCCCCAGACCGCAGACAGAGCGAGGAGGUAACCAGAGUUGGCAAGAAGCUCAAAAAGCACAAGAAGCAGAAAAAGGCCCAGCUCACUGUGGCCUUCCCAGUCCAAAACCCUUGGUUCUGUGAGGCUGGGGAUGCCCUCUGCGCGAGCUCCGUGGGGAGGCUGGGGGAGCAGCAGGCGGCCUCGGGGCAGAAACGGAAGCAGGGCAGCUCCAGGGAGCACAGCAUCAAGAUGAAGAAAAAGAAAACCCACCAGGAGAGAGAUGCUGCCCGGGGCCACCCUGAGGGCUCUAGGUCCAUGGAGAGCAGCCCUAUGAAAGGAAGUAAAAAGAAACUAGUUAAAGUUGAGGCUCCAGAAAACAUCCUGAUAGGAGAUGGCCCCCAGGCCCCCGUGAAGAAGAAAAUGAAGUCUAAGAAACUGGCAGAGCAGCCAAGCAUUGAGGAGCUGACUCUGAAGAGAAAGAAAAAGAAGAUGAAAGAGAGCAAGGUCAUGGAAGAACCUUGUGACGAGGAACAAGACCCAGACUUGGAGGUGGUUUUGGCAAAGAAAGGCAACAUGGAUGAGGCACACAUAGACCAGAUGAGGUGGAAGGCCUUGCAAGAAGAGAUUGACCAUGAGUCAGGCAAAAUGGAAGCUUCUGAAACCAGAACAUGGACAGGAACCCAGUUUGGCCAGUGGGAUACUGCUGGUUUCGAAAAUGAGCCACAGAAACUGAAAUUUCUCAAACACAUGGGUAGCUUUAAAAACCUGUCCCCUUCAUUCAGCCACCCCCUGAGCUGGAUGGGAAGGCCCAACAUGGCCCUCAGCAAGAAGGCAGUGGACACCCUGCAGCAGAACCUGCAGCAAGACUACCAUCGGGCCAUGAGCUGGAAGUUCAUCCAAGGCAGUGGCCUCGGCUUCUCCACUGCUCCCACCAAAAUCUUUUAUAUUGACAGGAAUGCUUCCAAGUCCAUCAAAUAUGAAGAUUAA
This is a messenger RNA of Choloepus didactylus (southern two-toed sloth), 1395 nucleotides long. Its product is annotated as lysine-rich nucleolar protein 1-like. Lineage: Eukaryota; Metazoa; Chordata; Mammalia; Pilosa; Megalonychidae. The coding region runs from base 1 to 1395 and encodes 464 amino acids. The transcript has a single exon. The record is from RefSeq and is a predicted model, not a curated record.